GCGAAGUCACGUGACCGGACCACCUCGCCGCAUUAAGGGGCGACUUCCACCUCGGUGGCCGAAGUGUCUCCCCGCCGCCCCCUCCUGCGGUACGCGGGGAAAGAGACAGCAGUAACAACAGAGACACCGGGAACGCCGGGAGAAGCGAAAAAGAUCGUGGAAAUUUCGGUUCUGGUGACUGGAGACGCGACCGUCUCUUUCUAUAGUACCGUCCCCCGCCUUUCCUACAUCACCUUCCCGGCCAACCGAGUAUCCUCCACUCCGUCGGACUUCCCCACCUUCCCGCUAUCUCCAUCUCCUCCCUCUCCUCCGUCACUUAGCAAGUAUACCGCAAUCGGUGACUGCUUGGCCUACCCUAGCCUGCCGCUUGCUCGCUGGGUUUUGGCCGAUCGGCAGCCGCGAUUCGGUACGGCGGUUCUCCGUCGAUCGGUUGGACUAUCGAUCAAAUCGUCGCGCGGCUACCAGUGUGAUACCAGUGAUCUGUGCUCGGUGACUUCUUCUCAGAUCGCUCGGUCCGAUCUGAAUUUGGUUUUACGCGUCCGUAGUGUGAAGCGGCGUGUCAAGUAUUGUGAAUUCGUUUGAAAACAUGCAACUUACACGGUGAUGCACAGUAGUGAGCAGUGAAUCGAGCAGUUUUCAUCCUCGGUAUGUUUGUUUGACGUGAAAUCACGCGUGGCGUAAGUAAUAGGCGUUUCCAUCGAGGGAAAGGAGAAGAACAUAUUCCGUCUUGCUGAAAUGACACACGCGCACUUACGUGACAAUAUACGCGAAGGAGCGUGUCAACGGAUUUAUACUUUCUUCCAAGGUAAAUAUUGACUCGACAAGUUUUCACGAUUGAUAACGGUGCGGCACUAACUUCGGAAUUUUUACCGAGUGAAUUCAGUGAAUAAUGUGUCCCACGAAGCCCACCGUACAUUGUGAGGAAUUAUCGGACGUUAAAGAAGGUUUCGCCCGUCUCUUGUAGCCGCGUUUUCAAAUACUUGGCUCAAUUGUCUUCGCGCGAAAGAAGUCGGCGCGUAUCGUUCCAUGCGCGGUAAGCAACAAGCGUUGAUAAGCAGCAAGCAACGCGCCGAGGAAGAGCCGCGGCGGCCGCAGCUGUCCGGCGAUCCGCGGCUGGGUAAUCAUCUUGAGAAUUUGAUUCACGCGGGCAAAGAUCUAUCGAGCGUGAAGACGAGGCCGACGACACCCGUCCUGGCGAACGACGGAGGGGGCGGCUUCUGGCUGGCCACGGUGGCCGCGGGGGCAGGUACCCCGGCCGGGCUGCCCCCGCACGGGACUCAUCACCCAGCCAUGGAGCCAACGUGCGGAUCCGCCGAAACCGGCUUUAUCAACAGUCAACCCUCCAUGGCUGAAUUCAUGACGGCGUUACCACAAUUAGCCGGAGACAGCAACAUGCAACACUCGCCGGGUACCGGCGGCUCCAUCAGUCCCGGUACUCACCAUCCCGCGUAUCAUACCAUGAUGGAUCCCCACGGUGUCGCUGACCCUUCGGGUGUCAAUGUUCCUGAGUAUCCUUGGAUGAAGGAGAAGAAGACCACUAGGAAAAGUAACCAGCAAGAAAACGGCCUACCAAGGAGAUUGCGAACCGCCUAUACGAAUACGCAACUCCUUGAGUUAGAAAAGGAGUUCCAUUUCAACAAGUAUCUUUGUCGACCACGGAGAAUAGAGAUCGCUGCUUCGUUGGAUCUCACAGAGAGACAGGUGAAGGUCUGGUUUCAAAAUCGACGAAUGAAACACAAACGGCAAACGCUAAGCAAGGAAGACGGCGACGAGAAGGACGGCUCCACUUCGGACGGUAUGGAGAAAUCCAAGAGCGAUAAGAUGUUGUCCAUCGAUAACGACGAGAAGAAGAGCUGUCAUAACUGUGAUAUUUCGGGCGUAGGCGACGUCGGGAGCACCCUCACCGGCGACGUCACGGACCUAGGUUCCUCCGGCCGGAGAAGCAGCAAUAACAACAACACGCCCGGCGCGACCAACAACAACAACAACACCAGCAACAACAACAAUAACAACAACAGUAAUCCCGGCUUCAACACGAACAGCAACGGCGCAAGUAGCGUCGGCAGCACGAACAGCGUGACCAGUUCGUUCGAGAAGAUGAUAGUGGACGACGACUCGAGAUCGCAGGACGGCAGCGAGGUGACGUCGCCGAGCGUGACGAAGAAAUUGUCGAGCGAGGUGAGAGUGAAAGUCGAGAGCGGCCACAAAAGUCCGAACAGCGCGAAGCAGCAGCAGCAAAUUUCCGUGAGCAAGAGGUCACCAUCGGCCAACACGAAGGACAUGUGCUCGGUGAACAGCAACGGCGUCCUGCUGGCUAUGCCGGACUCGACGGUCAGCACGCCGGUUCUGCCCGGUCAGAAUUCCACGAGAAGCCUGACGCCCUCCUCGACGCCGGGGACACCGGUUCAGCUGCAGCAGGGCAGCCCGCUCCAGCAAGCGACUCACACGGCCUACAUGCAGAGACCGCGAAGCUCGCCGUCCUCCACGACCUCGUUGCCCUCGGGCCCGAUGCUGCACGCGAACCCGGACACGAUGUCGCCUCACGGCGGCCGUAACAUCUCGAGCAAUCAGCAGCACUUCCAGCAGCAGCAGCAGCAGGGCGUCUAUCAGGCCGCGCCGGCGCUCGAUUACCGAAACGGCCUGUCCGCCAGCAGGCAAAGCGUGCCGAGCCAACAGACUCAGAUGCAGAGCGGUUACUGUUCCAGAGACACGUACCAGCAAGCAAGGAUCUCGUAUCCGGCCGAGGUGCAUCCCCUGUACGUCAGACAGAACCAAGCGGUGGGAUCGAGGAUGGCGCACCACGUCCGAACGGCGGCGGCGGGCACGUCGAGGUCGAUGUACGGCGGCAACAGCAUGCAGUUCCAGCAGCAGCAGUACGCCGGCACCGCCGGGGAGUACAACGGAUACCCGGCCCAGGCGGCCGGGCCGCCUUAUCACGCUUCUUAUCACAGAGCAUCGAUGCAAGGCGCCAACGCCUACGGCUCCGGUCAAGGGGGAUACUCCGCGGGCGCGCAGAACGAGCAGAGCACCGACGGCUACAUGGCGCCCGGGAAUUACGGCUACUCGACCGGCGGCGGCGGCUAUCACGGGGCCGGUGAGAAUCUGCACACGGCGCACGCCGCCGUGUCCGCCCAGCAUUAUUACAACGACAUCCAGCAGCAGCAACAUUCCCAGCAGCAACACGCGGCCGAGGGCUACGUCACUCAUCAGCCGGGCAUGCAUUCCGGCGACUAUCGACCGGCUAACAAGUGUCACCCGAGCGCGUACUACGAGCAGACUACCGGUCAGCUGCACGUCCAUCAGGGCGGAGAGGCCUCCAGCAUCCCGAGCAGUUACGUCUCGUCGCCGGAUCCGUUCCCAGCGCCCGGGAUGACGACGACCGCUACGGCGAUCGCAGCUGCCACCGCGGCGGUGAUCACGCCACCCGGAAGCGCCGCCGGCCAGGCUGACAGCAACAACGAGUCCUACGGCAAUUACGGCAAUUUCUACGCCGGCGAGCCGGUGCACACCGCGCCGCCGCCGUCCGCCGACAACAGCAACAGCUCGUCCGACUUCAACUUCCUCAGCAAUCUGGCGAACGACUUCGCCCCCGAGUACUAUCAGCUCAGCUGAGUCCACGAGACCGAGAAUCCUUGCCAGCUGGACUGGGGCGACGAGCAGUGCCUGCUCAAUGCCUUGUACUGAGAGGAGUGUGUCUUCGUCCGUGACAGGACGACCGGGGUUAUCGAAGCCUGCCGGUUAGACGUGAAAUCCGACGAAAUUAUUUUCGGGGACGAGCGAUGUGAGAAGAUCGUGCGUGAUUUAGCAUAUUUGUACAUAAUAAAACCUGAAACGUUUGAACCUUUUCUCUCUCUCUCUGAUUUUAACAAAUGCAAGCAUAUCUCAAGUAAACCGGAUCACCAGAGAAAUUUUCGCCGACUGUUCUAAGUUGCAACGAUGUAAUUCCCUAAACUGUAAUUCCGUCGGUCAUUUCAUCCGGGCAAUAUCGACUUUAAAACGCCUCAUCUCGUCGGAGACGAGAAGCGCGUGAUCCCCGCUAUUUUGUAUUCCAAACGUUGAGGGAUAUUUCGUUGAAGUAUAUGAAGCAACGGUGACAACGAGUGCAAUGGUUGUGUUAAUGUGUAAAUUGGAACCACGAUGAUACGUAGAGUUCCUGUACCUUCGGAAUUUUCGCGAGGUGUUUCGCGAACGAACCUGCCGAACUUACCAUUUCGACGCGAAGCGCAUUGAUUCGCGGGAAGUGAACUUGUGAGUGAUAUUAGACUGAUAUGUACGAGCUGUGGUUGAAAAAAAUGUGCAUAAAUGUUGUAAAUAUAUCAAAGAUUCGCUGUUGUGUGACAUGGGAUUAUAAUGGGUAUAUCGAUUCAAUUGGAUUCUCGUGAAUGGAAACAUGAGGUGUAAGUGCAAUCUUGCUGCGAACAUUCUCUCUAACGUUUCGUUAAAACGUUUGUACAACGUAACUGUUACAAAUCAUCGGUGCAUGAUGUUUCUUUCAUUUCCGACGUAAUUUCAUUUAUUGUCGGGGCAUGUGUUCGAACGAGGCUUCUAGUUUUGCUUGAACAGAAACGGGAUAACAGGAAUCUUCAGUCUAAUUUUGAAGAAACUAUCGAAAUUAUUUGGUAUUAUUUGAGUCUACAAAAAUGUUGAGUUUCCACGUGACAAUUGAUUGCGCUCUGUGCAACGGGAUAACUUUCACAUAUGAUUUAAAUGGCGAAACGAAACGAAGCUGUAGAAUCAAUGAGCAAUAAUUAAUAAUGAAAUUGUGUACAUAUAUAUCAUACGUUAGAUUAACGGAGCACAAAUAAAUAGAAAAAGUCGCAUCUAUACACGAUUACUAUACUGAGUACACAACGUCUGAAGAAAUGAAAUAGGUACAAUCUGUUAGUUUUUAAUUAACACAAAAAAUAGAUCGCUCUCUUAUAUAAAAAAAGAAAGAAAAGAUCGUCCUCUCCUAUUAAAUAUAGAGUAUAGUGAAAAUUGGUCACCAUUGCGGGAGGAAAAUGGAACAGACGCACUUGUAAAAACAUUACCUACGCUGUCCGUUUUGUGAAAAAAUGAGUUCGAGAAAUCGAUCAAUGUGUGAUUCUGUAUUGUAUACAUACGAAUACAAACAUGUCACCUAAUGAUACCGAGUAUCGUUGAGCAAUACACAUCGAAUGGUAACCAGCACCCUCCAAAUGUGCGGAGUGUCGUCCGUCAGUAACGUCAUUUUUUCACAAACCGCGGUUUCUUUUCUAAUCUCUACUAGCGCUACUUUAAGCAAACCAAAUAAAUUAUUGUCGCUCUUUUAGCAAUAUAAAUGUAAACAUAAGUAGGGAUGUAACUUUAAUUUUCACCUCGCGGCAAUAUAUUUAAUACCCAGUCCUUUUUGUAUAAAACAUUUAGACGCCGUGUCAUUGUUCAUGUAAAGACUAUUUCAUGUACAUAAUACGUAUACGAUAACCGUAUAUUGUUUAUUCAUUCUAACUGUAUAAUUGUGUUGCAAGUGAGCCCUUGACACGAUAAACAAAGUUAUCACACGUGUACAUUCGUUCACCGACACAUUUGGCAAA
Dinoponera quadriceps is the source of this 5552-nucleotide messenger RNA. RefSeq names its product homeotic protein proboscipedia. The record is from RefSeq and is a predicted model, not a curated record. The transcript has 3 exons. Gene Ontology annotation, biological process: regulation of DNA-templated transcription. Gene Ontology annotation, molecular function: DNA binding; DNA-binding transcription factor activity, RNA polymerase II-specific. The coding region runs from base 1027 to 3612 and encodes 861 amino acids. Lineage: Eukaryota; Metazoa; Arthropoda; Insecta; Hymenoptera; Formicidae.